GCCCUCGGCCAGUCGCGCGCGAACCGCGGAGUCGCGAACAUCAUUUCGUCUUUCUUGCUCCGCAAAGAGAGACUCCAGCGUUUCUCUCGGUCGCUUCGGCUUGUCAACCGCGUGCUCCGGAUAAACUGGCACGUGCGAGAAGAAGAGAAAGAAAAGUGAACCGGAAAGAAGGUUUAAUCGGUCCGGAAGGGUAAUACCUUGACGAACGAGAACCUCGCUUAGGAAAAGAUUGGCCCGAAGUAGAGCGGAAAGUGGAAUUUGCAAAAUUUUCUGUCGUUCCGCACAAGCAGGGAUCGAGGAGAGACACGGUGAAUAUAGCGAAUAAUUCGCGAGGUUGCAUCCGGGAAAAUAGUGCUCGGGCAUCAAAACGGGGAAAAAGCGUAAUUAGUCGAUUGUUUAGCUGGUGCUUCGCAAAGUUAUCGCGAUAAAUCGCGUCGAAUCGGCGUAUGAGAAAAGCUCUGAACUUGCUCGGAAAAUAUUGGCUGCGAGGGAAGUGAGGCGCAGUGGGGUGAUUAUUCGCUGGGGGAUUGUUCGGGAGAAUUGUUCGCGCUAAGAACAGCGGGUGGUCGGAUAUACCGCGAGCGUGGUGCAACUCGGAGCGAAAAUCAACAGCGAACUUUGGGGAAUAUCUAUCGAUCUGGGAAAAGUGAUGAGUUUGUCGCUUUUCAUUUCCAGUGCGAGAGAUAACGCGCCAAGUUCUCGAGAAAUCAUAACUUUCACCCUAUUAUCAGAGAUCAGCGCGAUCAGUCGAGUAGCCGCAGAGCAUGUAGUAGUAGCAUUUAAGUCGUAGAUCAGCACUAUACAAAUCAUCCACACAUCUCGAAAAUAUCAUACUCAACAUUUAUCCAUUAGUCGCCAAAACCGCCCUAACUAUGUGAUAAUAUGAGAAUUAGUCAACUUAGCUCUAACAAAUACCAAGAUCGAUUCUCAGACAGGAAGGAGCUAAUUCUGAAGAGCUAAAAAGUCUCGAUAAUCCCACCAUGAUGUACCAAGUGCCGCGCACUCCGAGAUAAGACGAUCCACGCGAAACGUUGAGGCUGGCAUCGGCGUGGCGGCGGCGGCGGCGACGGCGGUGGCGGCGGGUGGCAGCGGGAAGACAGCGGCGAAGAGACGGAGAAUCGAUGGAUCUGUAAUGCGUGCAAAGUGCGAUCGACGUGCACGACGACACGGAUACCCAGAUACUGCAGAUCGGGUCGCGGGCGGCGGAUCGACCGGAGGCGGAGGGGAGGCCGGCGGGUACCGGGUCGGAAAGGCGGAAUAGGGACGAAUGAGUAUUUUUCCAGGUUAUCACUUGGGGGGGAGCGUACGCCGGGGCGAACUCCCAAUGAUAGCAACGACGACGUAAGCUUGUUGAGCGCGCAGCGGUGCAUCCGAAGAUACGUACGGUGACCGAGUGAGGGAAGAGCGGAAAGGGCGGCAGCGCGAAAACUGGCUCUUCUAUACGGUGUCCGGGUAUAAAAGUGAGGAGGACUGACGACAAGAAGGCAACGGUGAGGAGGAACGAAGCAGUGCGCAGCGUGUGUCUGUGUCGUCGCCGCUGCGCCGAGGAAGCAACAACACGCCGACGGAGGACGUGGGCUAUUGCUAUUUUGGAGCCCGCCAAAUAUCUCGCCACAGUGGUGCUGCAUCGAGGCUGCGUGUUCUCUCGCUUCUCUUCCUCCCAUCCCGCAUCUCUUUCUCGCUUCUCAAGAGUGUUAUCUUCUCUUUCUCUGGUUGAUUCUUCCUUACAAACGAGCGUCCGACUCUACACAUCUGCCGAUGACGCAUGACAGUGAUCAAAAAGCUACGCAACGUGUGACAGAUUGAUCGUUUGAAUGCAAGCUUUUUGAGCGGUCAAGAGGUUCGUCCGACGAGAAAGAAUCCUGGUUAGAAUUUGUGAGGAGGUGCGACAUAGAAAGAGUCCGAAAAGUGAGUAUCGCAUCGCGCACGGAAGAGCGAGUUGGAAUAAUGGCGGGUGAAGACACGCAGAUACUGUCGAACGGCAACGUGGAGGCACUCACGAUUAUUCCGCCGAAGAUGGCGAACGGAAACGGGUUAAUUUGCGGCGAUAAGCAGCACAACAACAACGGCUCGAUACCGAAUGGGAAGCUGCACGGCGGGAUCGGCGGCACGGAGAACGGCAAGCUCGUAAUGAACAUUCGAGCAGAAAUCGUGCCGGACGAGCGAUCGAACAGCCUUCACACGGAGUUCGACGACGCCGAUGUGUCCUGUGGCUGGGGUCCUUGCAGGCCCCACUGGCUGCAGUGCUUUGCUACGAAGCAAGCCUUCCUGGUGAUCUUCUGUCUCGCCUGGGUGCUUCAGGGUAUGUACUACACGUACUUCGUUUCGGUUAUUACCACCAUAGAGAAGCUCUUCCAAAUACAGUCGAAGACGACAGGCAUUAUCAUGUCGGCCACGGAGAUUGGUCAGAUCGGAUCUUCGCUGUUAUUGACAUAUUACGGCGGCCAAGGCCACCGGCCUAAGUGGAUAGCCUGGGGCAUGAUCCUCUUCGCCGUGAGCUCAUUCACCUGCUCGAUACCUCACUUCAUCUUUGACGAACAGCUGAUUCGUCAGAACGAGAUGCUUAGCGGAAUCGGUCAGGGCGGUGAGGGGCGAGGGCCUAAUAGUACGGACCCGGUGCCGGCGAACCUCUGCAAGUUCCAGGAAAGGAACAGCACGCUGGAAGGAUGGAACGUAUCGACGACCACACCGCAGAUCAAUUCAGCAGAAUAUUGCGAAGGCGAUUUCCUCACAGAGCAGAGAAUACAGAGUAAGAUAACCACGGUAGUGCUAGCGAUAUUUUUUGUAUCGUUGCUCGGCGUAGGAAUGGGCCAAACGGCGGUGUACACGCUCGGUAUACCGUACAUCGACGACAAUGUGGCCAGCAGAGAAAGUCCUUUGUAUUUCGCGAUCACUAUCGGAGUGCGGAUUCUUGGUCCAGCAUUAGGCUUCAUUCUCGGUUCUUUAUGCACAAUGGUCUAUGCGGAUUUGUCGAAAAAUCCACAGAUCACGCCAACGGAUCCAAGAUGGGUCGGAGCUUGGUGGCUAGGUUUGGUGCUAAUAUCGGCAAUGCUAAUGAUGGUCAGCAUAGGAAUGUUCGCGUUCCCGACGCGGUUGCCGAAGAGCAGAACGCCGCCUCGACGCGCCGAUGCCAAGAAGCCUAGUCUUCGUGAUUUUCCGAACGCAGUGAAGAGGCUUUUGAAGAACGACAUACUGAUGUUCAGAACUGCAAGCAGCGUGCUACACAUCCUGCCAAUUGCUGGUCUUUAUACCUUUCUGCCUAAGUACCUUGAGAGCCAAUUUCGCCUACCAGCUCAUCAUGCGAAUAUGAUUUCAGGUGUUGGUGGUAUCCUAGUAAUGGGAUUGGGUAUCAUAAUUAGCGGAGUAUUUAUCUUGAGGGCAAAGCCUAAUGCCAGGUUUGUCGCAGCCUGGAUCGCCUUCACCGCUGUCAUUUAUGCGAUCGGUAUGGGUGUAUUGAUGUUUAUUGGCUGUCCAAUGGACGAUUUCGCUGGACUAGUGUCACGUUCCGACGGGCUUUCUAGUUUCGUGCCAACUUGCGAAACUACCUGCGAAUGCGAUACGAACAAAUUUAGUCCAAUCUGCGGCGCCGAUGGUAGAACGUAUUUCUCGGCGUGUCAAGCGGGCUGUUCGAAUUAUUCGGUUAUUGAUGGCAAAGGAUCGUUUCAAAACUGUCAAUGCAUUGGACAAAAUAUAACGAUACCGGAAGUAGUAAGCACAGCGACGAUGGGAUACUGCCCAUUGGAAUGCAGCAAUUUUUGGGUUUACAUGAUCCUGUUCUCGGUUUUUGUUUUUAUUCACUCGACGAGCGAGGUGGGAUCCAUGUUACUCAUUCUACGAUGCGUAGAUCCUAGAGACAAAGCCAUGGCGCUCGGCCUGAUACAGUUUGCCAUUGGCUUAUUCGGCAAUGUUCCAUGUCCUAUCGUUUAUGGUGCUGUGGUGGAUUCUGCUUGUCUGGUAUGGGAAUAUGCUUGCGGCGAACGAGGAGCAUGCUGGCUUUACGAUUCUAAUGUAUUUAGAAUGUUCUAUCACGGUACAACAGGCGGUAUCCUCAUGUUGGCCUUUGUAGUGGAUAUAGUUGUCUGGUACAAGGCCGGGAGUAUAAACUUCGUGGAAGAGCAGGAGGGCGAGGAAGGCACCGCGGAGGAAAUGGCGACGUUAAAGUCGCAGGACGCUCAGGCGGUGGAGAACGACUAUUUGUGAAGAUUUCACAUUACUCUUUGCGGUGAAUGGGUCGCGGCCGAGUGCGACGUUGCGUCUAAGGACACAGAACAGUGUUGUAAGAUAUGUAGGGGCGUCCUGCUUUGCGAAAGGUGCCAGUAUAGUUCGCCGUGUUUUCCGAGGACGGCGAAAGAUCGACCUAUCGCUGAUUACGUGUUACAACGGAUCCUUUCCAUGGAGAGUCCCGUUUGAAUCGACAGAAGUCUAGUCUCUUUCCUCGACAGUAGGCGACGUCUCUCUCAGGACGAUCGACUCUCGUGAUGCGAAUUCAUUUUUCGUUAACUGCGCGCGCGCGUUAAUAGUUUGAAGGACAAAGAAGCAAGCGUGGAAGAGAAGCUUCAUGGGAAGAUUGAUUGAAAUGGAAAGAUUGACAUGGGAAGAAGAUUUUUAUUUGAUUACUCGCGAGAAGACAGAGUUGCAUAAGCAAAGUGUGUCGGAACUCGGAAAAUCGUGGCUCGAUUGCGAUGCGCUACGCCAGAAAGACUGGAAGAUUCGAACGUGAUAAGCACGUUGCACGAAGACGAUGCUGAUUAUUGUAUCACAGAAUAUUUUUGCAGAUAAGCUGAAGAAAGUUGUAUGGAAGAAUCGUCAUAGGACGCGUCGAAAAAAAUAAGGUAGAUAAGGGCGAACGGAAAUAAGAAAGAGAAAGAGAGAGACACGAAACGAGUAUUUCGUUUGAGCAUCGCAAACGUGAUAUAAGUCUCUCGAGUCUUCGCUUCGGAAAAAUUAAUAGGAUUUAUCUCUCAAAAAGACUGUCUCUCAGUAAGUACACGCAAUAAAAGUAAUACUUCCGUGCCUAUGAAACGAUAGUGCUUGUGGCGAGCACGCGGUCCGCUCGACGGAUCCGAGGAAUCGAAUCGAAUCAAACCAGACGAGCAGCCUCGCGGGUGGCGAUGAAUGCGAUUCGCACGGAGAGACAGUGAGGGAUUGCAGCACACGGUGCAUCGGCGUUGAUUAGUAUAUGACGGCGUUGUCGGCAUCAUGCGCGCGCGUUAUCUAAUUCUCUAACGGUAACAUUCGUUUCAAGUGAUACAAAAGGAAAUAGAGAGAUACUUUGUGCCCCAAUAAAUGUAGGUCUUUUUUUUUAAUCGGGAAAUGGGAUUUUUAUUACAAACGAGUUAAAUAAAAUUAGCGCUAAAGCAUUUUAAUGUAUCGACGGCAAGAAUGAGAGAGAAGUUUUUAAUAGCAAGGAAUGAUUGUAUCAUUUUAAUAAUUUUAAUAAUGGUAGUAAUCGUAAAACUUUUGGGAACCAUUUUAAAUUUUAAAAGAUUAUAAUUCAUAAUUUUUUCCUUGCAAUUAGAACGUGCAAAAAGACAAAAUAUGUAUAAUUAUGUACGUGUAAAAAGUGUACAUAUAUAUAUAUAUAUAAGUGUCGCGCAUAUAGAUACAAUUUAAAUCGUCGACUUUGGUCAGAGUCGACCGCUCAUGAACGAACGUCUGCGCUUUGUGUAUGUGCUCGCGUGCAUUCUGCUUUAAUCUUCGCGUGUGCUCUCUCUAUCGAUGUUCUGAAAAAUGCACCGUGAUUGAUGCGCCGGGUUUUCACGCGGAGACGUCUCGCGCAGGUAGAAAUUAUUCGCGAAGACCAUUACAAGAGAAACAAACUGUUGCGAGCGAUAAGCGAAAGCAUGUACAUUGAUCACCGAAAUCAGAAAUGUGAAAAUAGUAAAACAAUAAGUUAGUUUAAUAUGCUAAGAGUUAACGCAGCAAUGACUACCUCUCAGCAUACAUCUCGUUAUUAUUAAGAUAGAGCUCAUUCGUGAUACUUUGGUUCGAGGCUCUUGCAAAAUAUUGAACGAUUCAUUACUAAGCUCGAUGCCGACGGCUGUUUUGGCAAUGAUUCUCGAUGUAUGCACCAGCAAUAUGCUCUGUGAAUUAGCGAUAUAUUUUUAUGUAUACAUAUAAGAGUACGCCACCCUUAACACGAGGUUUUGACGCGAAGACGUUCGUGCUGAGCGACUCGAGACAAUUUCCGUUUUCUUAUAUCAGUCGGAUUAUUCUUGGGGAUGAUUUAAUCGCGCGAAUCGAGAUGUACUUGUAUACUAUAAACAAACCACGUCUCUUUUUUGCUCGGUUUUAAGCGUCGACACACCCAAAACACAUCGUCUCGUAUUUAGAACUUUUCUCGGAUUUCGGGUGACCUCUUAGGCACUACCGUCCGUGUGUUUCACUUGCGCAUAAAGUAUUACAAUGGUAAAUAUAUAAGCAUAUAUCUAUUACAAUUACGUAUUGGUUUUGAGUGAAAAAGGCGCAUGUGUUUCACGCAAUAACUGGUGGAAGUAUCCAGUGAGAGAAGGAACACAAAAUGAAAAAGAUAAAAAAAAAAGAGAUUAAAAAAAGAUUGAUGAGAUCGAAAACGAAAAUACAUACGAUACAUAUUUUUAGAUGAUUUGACGAAAACGGAAGUAAGAUAAAACAAAAGUAAUAUUAAUUAUUAUUAUUAUUAUCAUCAUCGUCAUUAUUAUGAUUAUUGCGCUAAUGCUAAUGCGGGGUAGCCGUAGCGUUGCAAAGACGCAAAAAAAAGAGAAGCGAAUGAAGAGUUAUUAAAAAAAAAAGCUGUAUUUUAAUAUGAUACACUUUACACAUGGAACACUCGUCGAUGUCUAAUUGUCUGCCUGAGUGCUUUCUAGUGCUCUGCGCGCUUUCUUCAGCAACGAAAGAAGGCGUCUCAUUAAAAAUGUACGUCCGUUUUCCAUGCUGCGUAGAGAAUUGCCUGCAGAUAGCGUGUAUGUGAGAAAGAGAGAAAAAGAGCGAGACACAGGCAGGUAUUAAAAGCGCAUUUAGGAUACGCAUCGAUCGAGGCGAGCACUUUUGAAAUUAUUCGAUUCGGAAUAUUGAAAAAAACUUUUGCGCAAGAAAGAGAGAAUGUUUGACCUGAGAAGCA
This is a messenger RNA of Linepithema humile (Argentine ant), 7099 nucleotides long. The record is from RefSeq and is a predicted model, not a curated record. Lineage: Eukaryota; Metazoa; Arthropoda; Insecta; Hymenoptera; Formicidae.